Molecule: messenger RNA, 1809 nt
Organism: Musca domestica (house fly)
Lineage: Eukaryota; Metazoa; Arthropoda; Insecta; Diptera; Muscidae
Product: protein gurken
Exons: 3
Coding region: 536-1354 (272 amino acids)
Biological process (GO): epidermal growth factor receptor signaling pathway
Molecular function (GO): receptor ligand activity; epidermal growth factor receptor binding
Source: RefSeq, a predicted model, not a curated record
UCGAUCAUUGAUAAAGUUCUAAAAGCAGCCGAAACGGUGGAAAUUCGUUUGUUUGCGCGUCUGUCUAUUUUUGAAGGCAAUAUAGAAAAAUUCCUCAGCGUCUGUCGUGAAUCGUCCGUCCGUAAAUAGUCAGCUUUGUAUUCGAAUAUUAAAAUGUGCUAUUGAAGAACAGCCCAAGCGUUUUUUGCUGAACUCGGAGGAACGGGCGCAAGACACUUGACAAAGAUGUGCGGCAUUAAUUGACCAACUGGAUGAACUGAAUGAAUAGAACUGAACACCUCCUACUCCCGGCCUCACCGUGAACUCCACUACGACGCCCGACUGUUGUUAUAUGUAUUCCCUAUAGUAUGAUUGUGUACACACGUGUCGCGAACAUUUCAUUUUGAGUGUCAGUACAAUACCUCUACUACGGCGGACCUGGAGCCCUGCUAGUGGCGUGCUAUUGUCUACGUCCCAAUUCAGACAGAAUGCAAAUUCCCAACAAUUUGCUGCGGAUAAUUUUCAUGCUGUCAACAAUUGUCGCAGUUACAGGUGAAUGAAAGAUAAGGAAGGGCACGGAGAAAUGUCACUGGAUUGUUGUUCUAGCCGAAUAUUAUUCCUCAGGGAACAGACCUUUAAUAUAAUCCAACAACACAAAAUGCAACAAUACCAACAACAGGGCAACGACCAACAGCAACCGGCCAAUGAAAAAUAUGAGCAGCACGUUUACGGCGGAAGCGCCGUAUCGGGCGAGAAAGUAUUCAAUAAAAAUCACACAACUAUUAACAGCGACGACGAAUCGACCUCUGGAGACGAACAGUCGACCAACGAUGGUUCCGGUACAGAGACAUCCGCCCACAUUGAUCGACCUCCACCAAUUUUCGAUGUCAAUAGCGAUCAGACCCUGAAAGCCCCACCCGUCCAUGGUGAGGUUAUCACAGAUGAGUCUGCCAGAGAAAAGAUUGGCGAAAAGAGCGGAUAUCCUGUUUUGGAUUUUUAUUACAGCAUCAUGAGCCAUGUCCUGUCCAUACCGUGCACUGGCCAAUUUUUAACUGAGUUCUGUUUGAAUGGGGGCCGGUGCUUCAGCUAUCCCAUUGGAAAUCAUAGCUUCUUCUCGUGUGAAUGUGCCGACGGCUAUGUGGGUGAGCGGUGUGAAUCGAAACAUGUUAAUGGAGUUUAUGGGGCCGCAUCUACGCUGGACUCCAGUCAACCCAAAAUUCUGACGGCGCGCGUUGUAUUUUCCUUUCCCAUGCUAAUCUUUCUCACCGUCACGUAUCUGUUUUUCGGCAUGGUCAUCGUUUUCAAAUGCCAAUCGCCGUUGCGGUACAAGACCGCGCCACACACUUCGCGAGCAGCCGGCCUGCUUUGCACGUGAACGGGUCGUUCGGUUUUGGGAUUCGCGGCUCUAGAGACUAGCAGUGCAAUUUCCGUCGAUACAAGUCGUUCAUGUCGAUUAUGGAAAAGCUUUUCCAAAGUGUCGGUUCCGGUAGCGGUUCGACCAUUUCGUAACCCCCAACCUUUUGCCAAAACAUUUGUAUUAACAUAGUUAUCUUUUGUAGACUAGUAAUUCUAAUUGUAUUUUAAGACUCUUUCGUUUCGUUCGAGACUGCGCGCAGUGGUGGCAGCAAUUCUGCCACAUCCAAUUAUUAUUUAAUAUUUUUUUUAUAUUCCUAUUCUCCUAAUUAUGCCGUAAUUAAUUAUUUUCUUUUCUCUUCUAUUAACAUUCAUUCAUGUGGAGCUUUUCUCGUGGGACACGUGUCGAAAAAGCGCGCUUUUUCAAACCUCCGUCUUCGUAUUUAUUUAUAGGCGAUAGUAAUUUUUCUUUUUUUU